AGCCAGAAAAUUUAUUAACAAUCAACAAUGAAAACAAAUACACAAAGAUUGCUUGCACUGUAUCAGCUGUGAGAGCUCACAGAGCCGCCUUCAACAGAACUAGAACAGCUGACUCCGUUCUGGCGUCGUAGCCCCGCCAUUCGUUUUCUUUCGGCACACCAUGUAAAGUUCUUUCCUCAUGAAUCCGCUUCAUGUUUCUUCCCAAGAUUUCGUCCAUUUUACCUCUACCCCUUGUCAACUUGUGGAUCCUUUCCCCAUCUGUGACUGUGAAAGGGACCUCCUUUGAGUCUCAGAUUUUUUGUUUCUUUAAUGAUGUUACUCUUAUAUUUAGGCCACUCCAUUUGGAACUUAAUGUGGAAUGUGGUACAAAUGCUGAUCUAAACCUAUUUUCUGGUAAAUAGAUUGCCAGUUUGCCUAGUAAUUUCCCACAUAUGACAUCUUUCUGAAACUGAAUUUAUUUUUUGUCAAUUAAAAACAUUUCUUCUUGGAGCAGUUAGGUAGCACAGUGGAUAGAGCACUAGGCCUGGAGUGAGAAGGACCCGGGUUCAAAUUUGACCUUACACACUUCCUAGCAGUGUGACCCUGGGCCAGUCACUUAAUCCCCAUUGCCUAGCCCUUACUGCUCUUCUGCCUUGGAAGCAAUUCAUAGUAUUGAUUCUAAGGUAGAAGGUUAAGAGUUUUAAAAAUUCCUUCUCUCCCUCUUACAUCCACUCCUCUUUAAAGAAAGAAAAACAAAACUCUUAUAACAAAUAUGUUUUGUUAAAAGAAUUUGGCCUAAAAAGAUGUGUCUUAACCUGUACGGAGCCCAUCAUUUCUCCAUCAGGAGGCCACAUGUAACAUUUCCUAGGAGGCAGCACAGGUCUGGAAUCUGAGGACCUGGAUUCAAAUGCUGCCUGGUUUGACUUAGGGCUGGUUACUUACCCUCCCUGGGGGUCAGGUCUCCCUACUUACCAUGGGAGGACUGUGAGGAUCCAGCUAGGUAGCUCCACAGCUGCUUAUGUCUCACUGCCUCCACUUUGCCCAAGACAUGGCCCUUGGGCUCUGACUCCUAAUUUUUGCCUCUUAGACUUUUGCUUCAACUCAGCUCCAGUCACUUCCUGCUUGAGACCUUGAGGCUUGGUGGCCUCUCUCUCUCCUAACCCCCAAAUUAUUUUUUUUAAUUUGGUACAUAUAUUGUAUUUAUUAUCUGUUUUCUUGGCUGUCUUUUUUUGCCUUCUUAUCUCCAGUACUAGCACAGGGCCAGGUACACUGCAAGCAUCUAAUAAGUGCUUGUUGACUUAAGGAGAACCACAGAUUUCCUGGAAGAUGCAAUUUCUAUUUUUUUUAAUUAAAACAAUUUUUUUAAUCAGCAAAAUUCUGACUUUUGUCCCUCCCGUUCCCCACCUUCCCCUGCCCCCUACUUUUCCCUCCAGUUCUCAGAAGAAAUAAGUUCUUGAUCCUUUUCUCCCUGCCAUCAGUUUCUAGAAAUUCCAGAAUCACAUUAAACUCUGAUCUCAUCAUUAACUGGCAAACCAUCUCACCCAAGACUCCAUUGCUUCUGAAUGAUACAGUAUUAUCUAUAUUGUAAUGGCCUGUUACUGUACCUGGGCCCAGAAGCACCCGAGGAAAGCCAUCUUCCUUCCCUCCACAGAGAGGCACGUUCUGUGGGUGUGGGAUAUGGUGCCACCCUCCAGGGACAAAACCUCAAAGUAUUCACUGCUCUUAAUUAAAGGAUAGUUUUUUCUUUUUACACAGAGGUGGAUGUGGGAAAGGGUAAAAACCAAGGGAGGGCACCUACCAAAGGUUAUUUUGUAAAAGGCUGCUGCAUGCUCCUUGAGGGCAGGGACUGCUUUGUUUGUCUUCAUGCCAGUGUUUGGGCAGUACCUGGCUCUUAGUAAAUCCAUCAACUGAUGCCUGCUGAUGGUUUGAUGGUCUGUUUUAGCUUUGUAUCCCUAGUGCCAACUCAGUGCCCUCAUAGAGGAGCCAUUUAAUAAAUACAGCCAGUUACGCCAUAACUCAGCUUACAUACAUAUCUCUAAAAAUCACUUCCCUAUGCAAAAUCGAGGCAAAAAAGCCAAAGGGAUUAUGGGGGGAAAGGGGGUUAAGGGUAGCACACUGAAAACCUUUGAGACACAUAUUAAAAAAAAAUAGAAAAUAAGAAAUGGCAGCACAGUUUUCUACAUGUUAAAUGGCACUUCACCUUGAAAAAGACCUGAAGUUUGCUUGUUGAAGUGGGUUCCAUCCAGAGGGUUGCAGCCUAUGGAUUAUUUUGAAGUGGUUGAAGGAGAGUUUUCGGAUUUCCCGUGGGCAGCUGGAAUACCAGAUGUGGAUGGGGGUAGCUCACUGGCUUCUUGUCUCCUCUGUAGUGGCUUAAAAUAUACGUAUAAUUUCUGCUGUUUUGCCAGCCGCCUCCUUUCGUACUGUAGCCGUCUGUAUGGUUCCAAAUUGGUCCGGACACCUCGAGACACUAUUCUGCUGCGUUCAGCAUUAUAAUCGUUGUCUUCGAGCCACUGCAACUGUUUUUCUAUAACACUUAAAACGUCUGAUAACUGCGAUGUAUCCAGCUGUCGAGGUGCAGCCUUGUGGCCAUCGUCCUCUUCAUCCUCUUCAUCCUCUCCUGGCCCAUCGGCAGCAAGUUGCUGCAUGUCUUCUGUAGUUAGACGGUCAGGGGGGGACUCUAGAAGCUCAUCUACAUCCCUUUUCUUAACCCCCUCAAAUCCAACUUGUUUCGCUAGAUCAACACAGCUUGCUUUGAUUUUUUUUAAUUGCUCAGAAGGUUCAAAUCCUUUAAAAUCAUGGAUCAAGUCCGGGAGCAUUUUCUUCCACACGCGAUGCAAGCACUCUUUGGUUACAUCAUUCCAGGCUUCCACAAUGAUAUCAAUGGCCAUCUUGAUGUUAAAUCUCUUCCAAAAUUCGAUAACAGUUUCUGCAUUUUCUCCUCCAGUCGCUGCAAGUAACAUCUUAAAUGUUCGCCUCAGAUAGUAAGCCUUAAACAGGGCUAUCACCCCUUGCCCUAGGGGCUGGAUAAGGGAAGUGGUUUCCGGAGGCAAAAAGAUGAAUUUGACAUUUGGGUUGAGUUCAGCUAUGGUCAAGGGAUGGCUCGGUGCAUUGUCAAUAAUUAUGAGAAUCUUAAAAGCUAAGUUCUUUUUCUUGCAAUAGUCCUCUAAAACGGGGAAGAAUUCAGCAAAAAUGUCGAUGCAGAUCUGGGCAGUCAUCCAUCCUUUCUUGCUAUACCUAUAGUGGACGCCUAGGCUGGCCUUCACAAUGCCUCUCAAGGCCUGAGGGUUGGCAGAGCGAUAAACCACAACAGGCUUCAGCUUCAGGUCUCCGCUGGCGUUGGCUCCGACCAUGAUGGUCAGGCGGUCCUUGGCUGCCUUGGGGCCUGGGCUGUGCUUCUCAGCCUUAGCGAUGUAGGUCCUCCGAGGCAUGCGCUUGUAAUAAAGGCCCGUUUCAUCGAAGUUGAAGAUCUGGUCCAGUGUGUAGCCCUCGUCCUUGACCAGCUUCUGGAUGAGGGCGGGCAGCUCCUUGGCUGCCUUGAGCUGCGCACUGGCCGCCUCGCCCAGUAGUUGCAGGCUCUGGAAGUUGUAGCGGUGCUUGAAGCCACUAAACCAGCCGCAGCUGGCCCGGAAGGGCGCCACAUCGGCUGGGUUGGGCGCCUUGCGCUUGAGGUCGGCGUAGAUGGACAGCGCUUUGCCCUUGGCUGUCAGGAAAGUGGUGCCAGAGCGCUUGCCCUCCAUCCACAGGCUCAGCAGCCUCUCCAUCUCCUCGAUCUCCUUAGGCCGCGCGCGGAUGGACUUGGCUGCGCUUGUGCCCGUGCCUGUCCGCGAUGUCUCCUUGAUCUUGACGGCGUUGUCGCGGAUGGUGCGCAGCGUGGACUCCUUGAGGCCGGUGGCACGGGAGAUGUCGCAGGUCCUCUCGUUGCCUUCAAAGCGCCUGAUGAUGUCCAGCUUCUCUUUGAUGCUCAGCGCCUUCCUUUUGCCGGUCCCACCGGGCAGCUUGGGGCCCGGGCGCUUGGACAUGCUGGCCUCUGGCAGCCAGACAGCUGUGCCCCAGCGUCCGACCCGACCUCCCAGAGCGCCCCGGGCCGUAAGGGCCCCGAGACGGCUGCCAGCCGGCGGGCGGUCUGCGCCUGCGCGCUGCCGGGAGGAUCCCGGCGGUCGGCUUCCUUGCAGUUUCUCGAGGGCAGAGUGGCACCAGGAUAACACCGACUGCCCGGCACCGGGCUGGGCCAAAGCGUCCCCUAACUUGUGAAGGAAGGUGCAAGAAACUCGCGUUAUAGCAGAACUGACUGUCCCUUUAAAUGGAAUUACAGGGAAGGCGAGGAAUUGAAGAAGCAAUUUGGGGGCUGGGAAUUGUCCGCACAGAGCGCAUGCGCCAGAUGCCCGGCCGGCGAGGGGGCAUAACCAUGAUGAUAUUGGGCAGCAGACUCUCAGUGGGUCAGAUGAUGCCAAGGGCGCUCUUGGUGGCCUUCGUGGCCUUCCUCCUCGUCGUCCACUUGGCAGGUUCCCAGCAAGACUUCACUUCCAGAAAGCAGCAGAAGAGGGAGUCCUCGGGCGAUUUCCUGUCUCAGACAGGGUCCACUGUGCGGGAGACUAUGGAUGCCUGGAUCGGGCGGGAGAUCAUGCACGCUGUGGCCGAGACCUCGUCUCAAGUGCUCUGGGCCAUCUCCUCAGCCAUCUCGGUGGCUUUCUUGGCUCUCUCUGGAAUCUCUGCACAGCUCCUGAACGCCUUGGGGCUGGAGGGUGACCACCUCACCCACGGUUUGAAGCUCAGCCCGGGCCAGGUACAGACCUUCCUGCUGUGGGGAGCAGGGGCCCUUGUCGCCUACUGGGUGCUGGCCCUGUUCCUGGGCUUGCUGUUGGCUCUGCUGGGCCGGAUCCUGUGGGGCCUGAAGCUGUUCAUCUUCCUGGUGGGGUUUGUGGCCGUGGUCAGGUCUGUGCCGGACCCUUCUGUCCGGGCCCUGAUGCUGCUGGGCCUGCUGACCCUGUACGCUCUGCUGAGCCGGCUCACCGGCAGCCGGGCCUCGGGAGUGCAGCUCGAAGCCAAAGUGCGGAGCCUGGAGAGGCAAGUGGAAGAACUCCGCUGGAGGCAGCGCAGAGCCGCCAAGUCCUCCCGGAGUGCCGAGGAGGAGUGAGGGGCUGGGAGCGGGGAGGCCGGGGAGUCACACCAAAGAGCCCAGCGCUCGGGUCAGGGAGCCCCCUCUGCCCUCUCCCCUGCCCUCCUCCCCGUGGAGCCGGGGAGGGCCUGCCUGCGCUCCAUCUCCUGUUUCUGCCCUUGAAAGCACACCACUGCCGUGGCCUUGGCACAGCCCUCCAGACACUCGGGCCAUGGCCGGACCUCUGUGCUGCGGAGCAGGCCCUGCCCCUCCCCCCUCGCCCCCGUCUGUCUCUGUCUGUGCUGUCCCGGGAUGCCAGCCUUUGGUGCCCUCCCGGUGGACCCCGUCCUUGCUUCCCUUUGGGCCUCCUCAGCCAGCAGCCUCCCGGGUCCUGUGCACCACCACACGGUGGGGAGGACGUGAGAGCUGGGCCCCGAGCUCUGGGGAGGUUCCUUUUGGGGCCGGGCCGGGCCGGGUGUCAAAUCUGUGACAAGUGCCUUCAGUCGAGCCCGCGGUGCCUGCUUCUUGCCUGCUGUCGUGUAGGGACGAGUAUUUUGGGGUCCUGAGCCCAGGAGGGAGCAGCCUCCCCAACUCCGGACCCGCUCUAGCCAAAGCAGCCCCAACGGAGCCCAGCAGCCCGAGCCAGCUUCUCCCUCGAACCCCCUGACCCCCCUGGCCGGGCGCCACUGCCAGCCCCAGCGGGCCGCCUGGGACUACCUUCGUCCCGGAGCUCGGCUCCACCGGCGGCCCAGGGGGGCGGGGAAGGGGGACCUCUUUUUACAGACGCUCAUUGGGUUUUCAAUUUCAAAGAAUGCUCGCUAUUUUAUCUCGUUCCAUAUAAAACAUGUUUAAUCCAA
Messenger RNA from Monodelphis domestica (gray short-tailed opossum), 5931 nucleotides. Lineage: Eukaryota; Metazoa; Chordata; Mammalia; Didelphimorphia; Didelphidae. The record is from RefSeq and is a predicted model, not a curated record.